AUGAAAAGUACCUUUACUACAGAUUUCCAAAUUCCACAUAGUUCAAGGCCGAAAGGACAAAUAGAACAUGCAUCUGAAAGUAGUUCUGAAAAUCAAAACAAAGAUUCCAUUUUUGGUUCUGACGAAAUUAUUUUCUCGUCAUCUGCUCCAAAUACGGGGAAAAGCAGUCACGAGGUGAAAACAUUCGAGGUGAACAUGGAGCGAUUGCUAGUGAAACAUACUUCACAUGCUUUAUCUCAUGCUCCGAAGCAUCGACAAAUUUCAGUUACAUCGGAAAAUUCAAUGGUUUCGUGUCCACUAAUGUCACCCAUUGAAAGUGUACUUCAUAUUAAUCCUAUGACACGUCUUGCAUCUUUAUUACGAACUUCAUUUAUUGACGAACGUAGACGGUCUAUCCAGGCUAUCGAUUUUACUGACCAGAAAUUAUACCAGAGAAGUGGUUCUCAACUACCCUUCGUCUUGGAAUGUGAUACCAUGGAAAGCAGACCACUGGUAGAAUCAACCUCAUUAAAUCAUAUCAAAGAGAACAUGAAAAAAAUACCAGAAGAAAAGAUUGCGCAAAGUGGGCUGGUACGACAAGUAAUACUUGAAUCUGAUAUUUCGGAAAUACCACUGUCACAGUGUCUUGCCAAACGAGUCAGUUGGUUAUCCAUAAAGAAUUUUCAGAGGAACGAACUAUUCACAGGAAUAAUGGCUGCAAAUAAACAUAAUCAUCAACAGAUAACGACAUUUAAUUUAAGCAAUGAAACAUUCAGCACUAGAGAUGGUUCCCAAAUGAACAAUCAAUUUGGUUCAAUGUCUCAACUAGAUCGCAGCAGUUUGUUUGACAAGGAAACUGAUACAUCACCUCUUGAUACCCUUAGUUGGACUAAUGCAGAUGAGUACGAUAAUAUAACAUUGAUGUAUGCGAAGCACGAAAAAAUCCCAAUGAAGGAUUUUGGAUCAGAAAUUCGGGCAACGAUGGACAUUGAUCAUUUGCUCAAUAAAUCUGUUCUUCUUUUGGAUUUGCAAGAAACUUCUCUCGAAGAGAUUUUUGCGAAAAUAAUUCAUGAAAUGGACAUUCAGGAACCAGAAUUUACCAGUGAGCAAGUUCGGUCGGUGCUUUUCACGCAAGAUUCUGGAAAUCAAUUCCAUAUACUGAGCCGAACCGUACAAAGUAUCUGCACAACGGGCACAGUCGGUGGUACUUUCGAUUACGAUCAAUCUUGGAUUUGUGCCUUGUGUAUGUUAAACACGGUGCAACACAGGCAUGUAGCAAUUGCUCGACUCAGCCAUCCUACUAAUUUGGGUCGUACAAUGCAAGAUCUGCGAUUUAUUAUCAUUGUUAUUGCCCCUUCGCGAGCGAAAGGCACCAAGACAGCACUUGAGACGACACGAACAUUUGCAACACUUUUUGCGGAUAUGGAUAUCAGACAACGACUUGUCAUGGCGCAAAGUGUAGAUCAAUUUAGAUCUACAUUACUGUCAGCAGCUAAAGAAUUGGCAGUGGAUCAGAAUCAAUGGCGAGAAAGAAAAACAUCGAUUCAUUUCAGUCAAGCUAAGGAACAAUUGUUUGGUCCUGGGAAAUGGUAUCUCUUCCGCGGACUCAGUAACGAUUUCCUUAGACGUAUUAAAUACUAUUCUUCUGACUACCUGGAUGGAUUGCGCGGUUCGAAAACAAUCCAAAAAUUGUUUAGCUCGAUAGUAUUCCUAUAUUUUGCUUGUCUUCUGCCAGCAAUUGCUUUUGGUGUUUUGAAUGAUGAUAAUACAAACGGAAGUAUUAAUGUGCGUAAAGUAAUUACCGCUCAAGCACUUGGUGGAAUAUUUUUCGCAAUAUUUGGUGGUCAGCCGAUGAUUAUAUUGUUGACAACAGUACCGCUAGCAAUAUAUAUUAAAGUGAUAUAUAAAAUAGCAGAAGAACUUGGCUAUGAUUUCUUUGCAAUGUAUGCUUGCGUUGGACUAUGGUGUCAACUUUUUCUGAUCCUUUAUGCAUCUACUGAUAUGUGCAGUUUAAUGAAGCUAGCUACAAGAUCUGCAGAAGAAAUGUUUUCGCUAUUUAUUGCAAUAGCAUUUACUGUGGAAAGUAUACGAGCGCUGCACACAAGUUUCAAGAAGAACUAUCACAAUUGUGAUAGUACCAAUGUGCGAAAAAAAGGAAGCGUUGACGACGAUCUAUUGCCUUCAUUCCGGUUAAAUUCGACAUCAUUCUCCUCUGUUGUUGAUAUAGCGGAAACGAGUACACCGUUUCAGAUGUAUGAUAAACUUUGCCAUCGAGACACUUCAAUUUUAUAUAUGCUUCUUAUGUUUGGCACAUUGUGGCUUGGUCUUUUUUUAUAUAACUUCAGGAAGACGCCUUAUUUGACAAGGUCACGUCGUGAAUGGCUAGCUGAUUAUGCACUUCCUGCUUCAGUUCUCAUCAUGUCGUUUACGGGUGCUUACUGUUUUUAUGAUAUCGAAAAAGACAAGUUCAAAAUGCGUACAAAUUUAUCGACAUUCACUGUUGCACCAGUGUUCUCACUACCGUGGCAGGGCUACUUCGUAUGCUUACUUCUUGGUUUCUCAUUAUCUUUUCUUUUCUUCAUGGACCAAAAUAUCACCUCAGCUAUUGUAAAUAAUCCACAAAAUAAAUUAAAGAAAGGUCCAGCUCAAAAUCUGGAUUUGUUUGUAGUUGCAAUACUGAAUUGUUUCUUGUCAGUAAUGGGUUUGCCAUGGAUGCACGGUGCACUACCGCACUCGCCCUUGCAUUUGCGCGCACUUGCUGAUGUGGAAGAACGAGUGCUGCAAGGACAUGUCCAUGAAGUAAUAAUGAAUGUGCGCGAGACACGGCUAGCUACAUUAAUAGCACAUUUAUUGAUAUUAAUUUCAACAUUUACACUAUUACCGUAUCCUCUCCAGUGGAUACCAACAUCCGUAUUACACGGUUUAUUCUUGUACAUGGCACUUACCUCUUUAGCUGGUAAUGAAAUGUUUGAACGAUUAUUAUUACUUAUUACUGAACAACAAGCUUAUCCGCCUACUCAUUACAUCAGGAAAGUUCCUCAGCGAAAAGUACACUUAUUUACUGCCUGUCAGCUUGUACAGCUUUUACUACUUUGCGCAUUCGGAUUUUCACCCUAUCCAUUUAUUGAAAUGGUUUUUCCAAUUGUCUGUUUCUUUUUCCUACCUAUCAGACAUACGUUGAUACCACGAUUGAUUGACUAUAAAUAUUUGGAUGCGCUGGAUGGAAGACAUUAG
Messenger RNA from Brugia pahangi, 3213 nucleotides. The record is from the annotation of a GenBank genome assembly. Lineage: Eukaryota; Metazoa; Nematoda; Chromadorea; Rhabditida; Onchocercidae.